AUGAGCAAGGCUCUACUUGCUUUCGUUUGGAUCGCCGGUCCUUUGACAGGAACCCUCGUUCAACCCUACAUCGGCAUCUGCAGUGAUAACUGUCGCAUAUCAUGGGGGAAGCGAAAGCCGUUCAUGGUGGUCGGCGGUGCAGCGAGCGUUGUCUCCCUCCUUGCCUUAGCCUGGGUCCGAGAGCUCACAGAAGGCCUCCUUGGAGUAUUCGAUGUUGCACCGGGGUCCGAUGCGUCUCAGACAGUGGUUAUUGUGCUAGCCACUAUCCUGAUGUAUUGCUUGGACUUUUCUGUAAAUACUGUCCAAGCAGGUAUCCGGUGUUUCAUUGUUGAUAAUGCGCCCUCACACCAGCAGGAAUCAGCGAAUGCGUGGGCCAGCCGCAUGACUGGUCUGGGCAACAUCCUUGGAUAUAUUUUUGGAUACGUGGAUUUGCCCAAGUACUUCCCAUUAUUGGGCAACACGCAGUUUAAAGUGCUGUGCGCUUUAGCAUCACUAUCACUUAUCUGUACAUUGUUGGUCAGUUGUUCAUACAUCAAAGAACGAGAUCCACGACUGGAAGGACCUCCAUCCGGGGGCAACCCUGGCUUGGUUGCUUUCUUCAAGCAGGUCUUCAAGUCGAUCCGAUUUCUACCGCCAGAGAUAGCGAAGGUCUGCGAGGUCCAGCUGGCUGCUUGGGUCGGCUGGUUUCCUUUCCUGUUUUACUCGACCACAUACAUUGGACAGCUUUUUGUCAAUCCAAUUUUCGAAGCACACCCGGGGUUGUCGGAGCAUGACAUCAACAAAGCAUGGGAAGAAGCCACCCGCAUUGGGACAUUUGCACUUCUUGUUUACGCCAUUAUCUCCUUUGUGGCUAACCUGACCCUGCCGAUUCUUGUUGUGCCUACAUACAAGCCGAUCGUUGCCAGCGAGUCUGAAGUUUCAGAUGAUCAAUUGGAGGAGGAGCCUUUCCUCGGCGAUCGGAGGCGAUCAUCCUCAAUAGGAACGGCGAUGGAAGCACCUACCGGUAUCUCUCCUGAACCCAAAGGUGGAUACGCAGAAGGGGCUGGGUGGCUCUCCAAAUUACAGAUUCCAGGCCUUACCCUCCGCCGCGCUUGGUUGAUCUCGCAUGUCAAUUUUGCCAUCUGUAUGUUUAGUACGUUCUUCAUAUCGUCAUACCAAGCCGCUACCGUGGUUGUCGGGCUUGUUGGAAUCUCAUGGGCGUUGACGCUUUGGGCGCCCUUUGCCCUAAUCUCGGCGGAGGUAUCGCGCAUUGACACGGAGCGCCGGCUUCGACGCCAGCGGGCUGACGGUACGGUACCCAACACCAGCGUCUCCGCCACUCCGGCUACGGUUAGGGAAGACCUCGAACACGGGCACAAUGUGACCACUGAUAAAGGAGAAGAGGAUGAGAACCUGGCGCAGGCGGGCAUUAUCCUGGGGCUUCACAACGUUGCCGUGUCAGCGCCUCAGAUCCUCUCGAGUCUGAUCUCCAGUGCCAUCUUCAAGGCCUUCCAGAAACCUCGCGGGGAGCCAGCGGUGGACUCUGACACAGAUCCCGACGAUGCUGAUGCUCCCGAGGCCGGCACCAAGGAGUUCUUCAGCUCCUGGGCGCUCUUCAUCCUGAUCAUGCUGUUGAUGUUCGCGCUCUUCACCAGUUACAUACUACAACAGAAAAAGAUUCAGGCGGUCCAUGAAACAGUCCUGUCCAUCUUCGCGGGCAUGUUUGUCGGGUUGAUUAUACGCUUAAGCCCCGAAUCACCAAUUCAAGACAGUGUCGCGUUUGACUAUCAAUUCUUCUUCAACCUCCUCCUGCCUCCGAUCAUUCUGGCCUCAGGCUACGAGUUACACCAAGCAAACUUCUUCCGAAACAUCGGUACUAUCCUGACCUUUGCGUUUGCGGGGACCUUCAUUUCCGCCAUCGUGCUGGGUCUGAUUCUGUUUGUCUGGACGAGAAUUCCGUUGGAUGGGCUAGAUAUGACCUUCGUCGAGGCGAUCUCGGUGGGCGCUACGUUAUCGGCGACGGAUCCCGUUACCAUCUUGGCCAUCUUCAACCUAUACAAGGUCGAGCCCAAGCUCUAUACGGUCAUUUUCGGUGAAUCAAUCCUGAAUGACGCCAUCGCGAUCGUCCUGUUCGAGACCGCGCAAAAGUAUGCCGAUAGUGAGGCGGGCUCUCUGACUUUCUUGAACCUAUUUGAGGCUAUUGGGCUGUUCUUGCUCGUCUUCUUCGGAAGUAUGAUUGUCGGCGUUAUCGUUGGCAUCAUGACUGCCCUUGGUCUGAAAUAUACUCAUGUCAGACGCCAGCCGAAGAUUGAAAGCUGUCUGAUCGUGCUUAUUGCCUACGCCAGCUACUUCUUCUCCAACGGCGUCUACCUCUCCGGUAUUGUGUCUCUCCUGUUCUGCGGCAUUACCAUGAAACAUUAUGCGUACUACAACAUGUCCCGCCGGACGCAGUUGACGACGAAGUACCUCUUCCAAGUGAUGGCACAAUUAUCCGAGAACUUUAUCUUCAUAUACCUUGGGUUGGACCUUCUUGUCCAGAGGAAUUUACAGUUCAAGCCCUUAUUCAUUCUCGUGGCCGUUUUCGGUAUCUGUAUAGCCCGCUACCUGGCGGUGUUCCCAUUGUCUCGAGCGAUCAAUUGGUUCAUUCGGUACAGAGCCCGUCGCCGUGGCAUGGACGUUGCAGAUGAGCUACCUUUUGCUUAUCAAGCCAUGCUCUUCUGGGCGGGCUUGCGUGGAGCUGUUGGUGUGGCCCUAGCCGCCGGCCUAAAAGGUGUCAAUGCUCCAGCACUCCGUGCUACGGUACUUGUGGUCGUCGUGUUGACCGUGAUUAUCUUUGGUGGUACCACCGCUCGAAUGCUGGAGAUUCUCGGGAUCCGGACCGGUGUUGUGGAGGAAAUUGAGUCAGAUGAUGAGUUCGAUAUCGAGGUGACCAAUGGCGGCACAUAUUACAAACGCUCUGACACAGGCUUGGGAUACACUCCUCGCCGCAUUGAUUCGACCAUUCCUUUGGAUGGCAUUCCGCGGGGCGAGCUCGACCGCCACGAUAGCUACUCCAGUGGUAACAACCGUCGUCCCAGUCCUCCGCCGUCUGGCUCUCGAGGACAUUCCCGAAUGUACUCGAAUGCCUACAGUCAGCGAGACACCGCUCGUGACCGUUCCUCAACAGCUACUUUGUUGGGUGGUCGGCCUCGGAGCCACAGCGAGAGCAGCGCGGCAAGCGAGGAUGAAUUUGGAUUGAAGAAUAAUGGCAAGGGUCGUGCGACAGACGCCGAUCAGCUCGACGCCUUCGAUCUCGAUGUAGGUGAUGAGCCCUCGGAUGACGACCUUCCCCCUUCAGCUCCUACGUCUCGACUGCGGCGGUCUCCCUCGCAACCCCAACAGUAUUUGGGAGGGUCCCAGGACCAAACCCCGGCCAAUACCUCUCCUAUGCGACGCGAGACAACAUUGAGCGCAAGGGCGGCGAUCCGGGACCUCUUCUCAGGGGCAUCGGGAGACCACGCGGCGUGGUUCCGACAGCUGGAUGAAGAUUACAUCAAACCCCGACUUCUUUUAGAUCAGUCCAAUCACAAGGGCCCUGGUGCAGUCUGA
Molecule: messenger RNA, 3567 nt
Organism: Aspergillus aculeatinus CBS 121060
Lineage: Eukaryota; Fungi; Ascomycota; Eurotiomycetes; Eurotiales; Aspergillaceae
Product: bifunctional K:H/Na:H antiporter NHX1
Exons: 6
Coding region: 1-3567 (1188 amino acids)
Biological process (GO): vacuolar acidification; sodium ion transport; proton transmembrane transport
Cellular component (GO): early endosome; fungal-type vacuole membrane; late endosome
Molecular function (GO): sodium:proton antiporter activity
Source: RefSeq, a predicted model, not a curated record